Molecule: messenger RNA, 2680 nt
Organism: Bactrocera tryoni
Lineage: Eukaryota; Metazoa; Arthropoda; Insecta; Diptera; Tephritidae
Product: tektin-1
Exons: 5
Coding region: 1246-2511 (421 amino acids)
Biological process (GO): cilium movement involved in cell motility; cilium assembly
Cellular component (GO): nucleus; microtubule cytoskeleton
Source: RefSeq, a predicted model, not a curated record
UUAUAAAAUGAUUAUCUGGCAACGAUUUUCAAUUUUUUUUGACAAUACGUUGUUUUGCAUUUUAGGUGACGAUAUACACAGACCAAAUCCUCAACUCAGGAUUCCUGUUAUAUUUUUAAGAUUUUAUUAAUUUUCAAUUACAUAUAUAUUUUGUCCAUAAAAAGUCUUCCCCAGCAUAAUUCAUAUGAUUUCUGCUUAAGAAUGUUUCAUAGAUAAAGAGCUUAUAAAACCUGAUCAAAACUUUCCUGAGAAUAAACAAAUAAAACAAGAAACAGUUCUGCUGUUUGAAAGAAACGUGCAACACUGCCUUUUGUUCUCAACUGUCAAUACAAAAUACAUAUUUACCAUCUAUGUAUGUGACACAACAUUUACAUAACAUACAAAGCAAAUAUAUAUAUACAUUACAUAUGGUAUAUAUAUGCAAAAUAAUAAUUACAAUGACAUGAACAAAAUGAACAAAAAAUAUGAAACACAAAUGUACAUAGGUAUUCGUAUGUAGACUUAAGCCAUAUACAUACAAUAUGUAUAUACAUGUAUAUUAUGUCUACAUGCAUAUAUGUACAUAUACAUAAAUAUGUAAGUAUGCACAUAUGUAUAAUUCGUUAAAGAUCGUUUCGAUAAUGUGAAAACUAUUCCUAUUUGCAGAAAAGAGAAGACUAUAAAAAAACAUGUAUUAAAUAAAAAACGGAAUAAAAUAAAAGUUUUAGAUGCGUAAUAAACUGAGUGGUGGUGUUUUUAAAUAACGAGUUGUUCCUAUUCACUAAAUAAAAUGAAUUUAUGUAUGUACAUUUACAUCCAAAUGUAUGUAGAUUGAGUUAUAUGGGAGAUCCCAAGAGAGGAUGCUAUUUCACCCGGCCAAGGGCGUUAUUUCGAGAAUCUAACCCUGUUUAGAUCGCCCAACCUUGAAAAAUUUGAAAGCUCUUCGACCGGAUUAUAUUUUUAUGAUUGAGAAAAUCUUUUCAUUUUGCAAAACUACUCUACUGGGCAACCACGCACGAACUCCCGUAUAAUCGAUAUUAUUUUAUGUGCUCGUAUAAAUUUCUCCACAUCAUGUCUGUUCCAGUUGAUUCGUUGUGUAUUGAGCUGUUGACUUUAAAUAAAUUUGUUGUUCAUAUUGAAGUUUAUAAUUUAUUAUAUAAAAUAAUAUUAGAUUUUUUUUACUUAAAUACAUACAUACAAAUAUUUGCAAAUAUUUUUUAUAGAUCUUUAAUCGAUUAAGAACAACAAUAACGUGAAAUCACAAAAAUGCUGCCGAAUAUGCGUACACGACGAAUCGCUGGUCUGCAUUUGACUGGCAAGGGAUAUGGUCCUCAAGCGAAAAUACCACCGAAGUAUACGGAGGAAGACUGGGACUUCAAUAAUCAGGUGAAAUUCCGCAUCACCUGCGAUCAGGAACGUUUAGCGGAGCGUAUUGUAGAAGAAUCACAACGGAUUGUGGAUGAAACCAAAGACACUACUAAAAGUUGGCAGCGUGAAGUGGAGCAUCAUAUGCGCGAGCGCACUAGCGAAAUUCGCUUUUUAUUAGAUGAAUUGAAUAGGCAAAAGAAAACGGCCAUGCUGGAGGAUGAGGCGCUGAAUACAUAUCGUAAUCGUGUACUCAACGCUAUCGAUUUUCUGAAGGAGAAAUCGUUGGCCAUAAAUCAGCGUUGUCAGAUACUGCGAGAAGGUCGUAUUGGAGUGGACCUGUGCGAUGACGAGGUGGAUCGUUGUUUGCGUCGCGAGUUGAAGGUUAUUAAAGGCUGUCAGUGUUUAAUGGAUCGUUCACUGAAAGAGGCAAACGAACAGAUACGUAGUCUACGCGCCACAAUGUAUUUGUUAGAUAAGGAUCUGGCACAGAAGGAUAAAUCUCUCUUGAUUGAUGAAAAUAAUUUAACACUGCGAGAGACACAGCGCAAUUUAGGUCACGGAAAAGAUCUAUCGAAUCUUGAAUGUCGUUACUCAUUGGGCGAGUGGCAACAUACAACAUAUAAAAACAUUGAAGACAACGCCAAAGAGUUGAAUUCAGCCUCACAAUUGCGUGCUUAUAUUGAUUUGUUGUUGAAACAGGUGUGCGAGGACAUGCAAAAUCAAACGGAUCGCACCAAUGAGGCUUUCGAACGGCGCAUCGCCGAAAUGAAGCACAUUAAGAAAUGUUUAGAGGAUAAGCACAACGAUUGCAUGACUCAUAUACACGAGCUGCAACGCAACAUUCAGCAGUUGGAGAAGGAGUUGGCCGAUAAGCAACGCUCAUUGACUCUCUGUCAGACGCGUUUGAGUAAUCGUGCACGUCGCCCGGGCCUUGAGCUAACCUGUGAUAGUGUGCAGGAUGCACUCUAUCAUGAAAUGGAGGCCUUGCAAGCAUCAAUAUGUAAACUGAAUCAGAAGAUCAAUGAAAAUAAAGCUUCGUUACGCUAUUUGCUACACGUACAAAUAAUGCAGGAGGAAGAGAUCAAUAUUAAAGCUAACAGCAUCAAAAUUGACGAAGUUGACUGCAUGACCAUUAGGCAAGCCCUGAAAUAUCAAUCGUUCUAAAUUCUAAAGCAAUCGAGUGCAAUCAAUACUAUACAUAUAUUUAUUGAUAUAAUUGUAAUUCCAUGUUAACAUGUGACACAUUCAUAUGUAUAAAGACAUACAUAUGGUAUAUAAAAUCACUGCCAUUUAUUAUGCGUUCUACUACAAAUAAAAUUAGCCGCUUUCUCUA